UAUUUUUUAUCAGAGUUGAGCACUGAAACUCAAAGCUUACAUAGUCUCUCGUUUCUUCAAUUAUACUACUACUAAUCUUCUCUAUCAAUGGAGGGUGCUGAAAUCUAUAUACCAGGUGGUAGUUUAAGAAGAGGAGACUCUUCUAUAUGGAGCAGCAAUGCUAUGGAAGGCUUCUCCAAAUCUUCAAGAGAAGAAGAUGAUGAAGAGGCUCUGAAAUGGGCUGCUCUUGAGAGAUUACCUACCUAUGAUCGUCUGAAGAAAGGCAUAUUAGCUACAUCUAAAGGUGCCAGCGAAAUAGAUAUUCACGGUCUUGGGUUUCAUGAAAGGAAAGCUUUGAUUGAUAGAUUGGUAAAAGUUGCAGACCAGGAUAAUGAGAGGUUCUUGUUGAAGCUCAAGGACCGGAUUGAUAGAGUUGGAAUUGAGUUUCCAACUCUUGAAGUUCGAUUUGAGCAUCUGACUGUUGAGACAGAAGCUCAUGUUGGAAGCAGAGCUUUGCCCUCAUUCUUAAACUUCUUUGUCGACACAGUAGAGGGUUUAUUGAACAAUCUUCAUAUGCUUCCAAGUAGAAAGAAACGCUUCUCUAUCCUUGAGGACAUUAGUGGAAUCAUCAGACCAACUAGAAUGACAUUGCUUUUGGGUCCUCCAAGUUCUGGGAAGACCACUCUUUUGUUGGCUUUGGCCGGAAAACUUGAUCCUAAACUAAAGCUUUCUGGUAGUGUUACUUACAAUGGUCAUGGAAUGAAUGAGUUUGUGCCCAGGAGAACAGCUGCCUAUAUCAGUCAACAUGAUACUCAUAUAGGAGAAAUGACUGUGAGGGAAACCUUGGCCUUUUCUGCAAGAUGCCAAGGUGUCGGACACCGAUAUGAGGUGUUAACAGAGUUAUUAAGAAGAGAAAAACAAUCAAAUAUUAAGCCUGAUCCUGAUGUUGAUGUCUUCAUGAAGGGAAUAGCUGCAGAAGGUCAGGAGACUAAUGUGAUUACAGAUUACAUUCUUAAGAUUUUAGGGCUAGAUGUGUGUGCAGAUAUUAUGGUUGGGAAUGAAAUGUUAAGGGGUGUCUCUGGAGGGCAAAGGAAGCGUGUCACAACAGGUGAGAUGCUGGUAGGACCAGCAAAAGCACUGUUCAUGGAUGAGAUUUCUACUGGCUUGGACAGUUCAACUACUUUCCAAAUUGUGAACUCAAUAAAGCAAUUCAUUAGAUUUCUUAAUGGAACAGCUGUCAUCUCUCUGCUACAGCCAGCUCCAGAGACAUAUGAUCUCUUCGAUGAUAUUAUUCUCCUGUCUGAUGGCCACAUUGUGUACCAGGGUCCCCGUGAACAUGUACUCGAGUUUUUUGAACAUAUGGGAUUCAGGUGUCCUGAAAGAAAGGGUGUGGCUGACUUCUUACAAGAAGUAACAUCAAGGAAAGAUCAACAGCAGUAUUGGGCGUGUAAAGACUCGCCUUAUAGUUUUAUCACAGUUAAGGAAUUUGCAGAGGCAUUUCAGUCAUUUCAUGUAGGACAAAGACUUAAAGAUGAGCUUUCUACUCCAUUUGACAAAGCCAAGAACCAUCCAGCUGCUUUGGCGACAAAAAAGUAUGGCGUUGGUAAUAUUCAACUGCUGAAAGCUUGCUUCUCUAGAGAGUUACUGCUCAUGAAGAGGAACUCAUUUGUCCACGUCUUCAAGCUUACCCAACUUACAAUAAUGGCAAUGGUUGCUAUGACACUCUUCUUCCGGACUGAGAUGCACCGAGAUUCAAUAACUGAUGGAGGAAUUUACUCGGGUUCUUUAUUCUUCUCUGUGAUUUUUAUCAUGUUCAAUGGUUUGUCGGAGAUGUCAAUGACCAUUUCAAAGCUUCCAGUAUUUUACAAGCAAAGAAAUCUCCUGUUCUACCCUGCAUGGGUGUAUUCUCUUCCUCCAUGGAUCACUAAAAUUCCCAUCACGCUCGUGCAAGUUGCCCUUUGGGUGUUCAUCACCUAUUAUGUUAUCGGAUAUGAUCCCAGUGCUGGAAGAUUAUUCAGGCAGUAUUUUCUGCUUGUUCUUAUUAGCCAAAUGGCUUCUGCAUUAUUUCGAUUUAUCGCUGCAGCAGGAAGGAAUAUGAUUGUUGCUCACACCUUUGGAGCAUUUGCAUUAGUCCUACUUUUUGCAUUGGGCGGCUUUGUCUUGUCACGAGAUGACAUAAAGAAAUGGUGGAUAUGGGGUUACUGGAUAUCACCAUUAAUGUAUGGGCAGAAUGCAAUUGUAGUUAAUGAGUUCUUUGGAAAGAGUUGGAGUCAUGUUCUCCCAAACUCAACAGAACCACUGGGAGUUCAGGUUUUGAAGUCUCGAGGAUUCUUCCCACAUGCAUAUUGGUAUUGGAUAGGAGUAGGGGCAUUGGUUGGGUUCACACUGCUAUAUAACUUCUGUUUUAUUAUAGCUCUCACAUUCCUUGAACCAUUGCAGAAGCCUCAAGCUGUUCUGUCUGAAGACACUCCAAGUAAUGAACCUGGAAGAACAGCUGGAGCUAUUCAGUUAUUGAGCCAGGAUAGCAGUCACAAAACACCUACAGAUAGUGGGAGAGGUAGUUCAUUCAGGAUAUCAUCUGAAAGGACAGAGGUCACCAUUGAAGGCAAUCGUGAAAGAAAAAAAGGAAUGGUUCUUCCAUUUGAACCACAUUCUAUCACCUUCAAUGAUGUUAAAUAUUCCGUGGACAUGCCACAGGAAAUGAAAAAUCAAGGUGCGACUGAAGAUAAAUUGGAGCUUUUGCGGGGUGUGAGUGGUGCUUUCAGGCCUGGUGUUCUCACAGCUCUAAUGGGUUCUAGUGGUGCUGGCAAAACUACUCUGAUGGAUGUGCUGUCUGGUAGAAAAACUGGAGGAUACAUAGAGGGAAACAUCAAAAUAUCUGGUUACCCUAAGAAACAAGAAACUUUUGCCAGAAUUUCAGGGUAUUGUGAGCAAAAUGACAUCCAUUCUCCUCAUGUUACUGUCUAUGAAUCUUUGCUAUACUCUGCCUGGCUUCGUCUUCCUGCUGAAGUGAGCAGUGAAACCAGAAAGAUGUUCAUCGAGGAAGUUAUGCAGCUUGUGGAACUGACGUCACUGAGGCAAGCUUUAGUCGGAUUACCCGGUGUAAGUGGCCUCUCGACUGAGCAACGCAAGCGGCUGACUAUUGCAGUAGAGCUAGUGGCAAACCCUUCUUUAAUUUUCAUGGAUGAGCCAACUUCAGGGCUAGAUGCAAGAGCUGCUGCAAUCGUUAUGAGAGCAGUUAGGAACACCGUGGACACUGGAAGAACAGUUGUUUGCACCAUCCACCAGCCAAGCAUUGACAUAUUUGAAGCUUUUGACGAACUAUUCCUAAUGAAGCGAGGAGGACAAGAAAUAUAUGUGGGACCACUGGGUCGCCAUUCUUGCCAUCUAAUCAAGUAUUUUGAGGGAAUUGAAGGCGUACCUAACAUUAAAGAUGGAUACAACCCAGCAACUUGGAUGUUGGAAGUUACCACUUCAGCUCAAGAAACAGUUCUGGGGAUAGACUUUGCUGUUUCAUACAGAAAUUCAGAGCUAUAUAGGAGAAACAAAGCACUUAUUGGUGAAUUAAGCACACCUGCUCCGGGUUCAAAGGACCUGUACUUUCCCACACAGUACUCCCAGGCAUUUUUGGUACAAUGCAUGGCUUGCUUAUGGAAGCAAUGCUGGUCAUACUGGCGCAAUCCAGCAUAUACUGCUGUGAGAUUGCUCUUCACAACCGUCAUAGCUUUAACUUUUGGAACAAUGUUCUGGGACCUUGGCUCCAAAACGACAAAGCGGCAAGAUCUACUCAAUGCAAUGGGAUCUAUGUAUGCUGCAAUCGUCUUCCUUGGUAUCCAAAAUGCUUCAUCUGUGCAACCAGUAGUUGCUGUCGAAAGAACCGUCUUCUACAGAGAGAGAGCUGCUGGAAUGUAUUCCCCCUUGGCCUAUGCCUUUGCACAGGUUGUCAUUGAGCUUCCAUAUAUUUUCUCACAAGCUGUGGUAUAUGGCCUUAUAGUCUAUGCAAUGAUUGGAUUUGAAUGGACUGCUGCUAAGUUCUUUUGGUACCUAUUCUUCAUGUACUUUACAUUAUUGUAUUACACCUUUUAUGGCAUGAUGUCUGUGGCUGUGACACCAAACCAACACGUCGCAUCCAUCGUUUCCUCUGCAUUCUAUUCCCUGUGGAAUCUUUUUUCAGGAUUUAUAAUCCCACGACCAAGGAUGCCUGUGUGGUGGAGAUGGUAUUCUUGGGCAUGUCCAGUGGCAUACACAUUGUACGGCUUAGUUUCAUCACAAUUUGGAGAUAUAAAGCAUACGCUUGAAUCAGGCGAUUCUGUCGAAGAAUUUGUGAGAAGUUACUUUGAUUUCAAACAUGAGCUUCUAGGAGCAAUUGCAGCUGCAGUUGUUGGCUUUGCUGCUCUUUUUGCAUUUACCUUUGCCGUUUGCAUCAAGUUCUUCAAUUUCCAAAGGCGUUGAAUAUUUAGUGUAUAGAGAAGUAAUGUAAUAAGCAAGUGUUCAAUAAUAAACAUUUUUGUUUUCAUCUAAAAAUGUAAGCUCCUCUCUAUUUGAGGAUUCCUGAUCAAAA
Messenger RNA from Manihot esculenta (cassava), 4540 nucleotides. Its product is annotated as pleiotropic drug resistance protein 1. The transcript has 24 exons. The record is from RefSeq and is a predicted model, not a curated record. Gene Ontology annotation, cellular component: membrane. Bases 88 to 4431 code for a protein of 1447 amino acids. Lineage: Eukaryota; Viridiplantae; Streptophyta; Magnoliopsida; Malpighiales; Euphorbiaceae. Gene Ontology annotation, molecular function: ATP hydrolysis activity; ATP binding; ABC-type transporter activity.